Molecule: messenger RNA, 5560 nt
Organism: Sarcophilus harrisii (Tasmanian devil)
Lineage: Eukaryota; Metazoa; Chordata; Mammalia; Dasyuromorphia; Dasyuridae
Gene: RSRC1
Product: arginine and serine rich coiled-coil 1
Exons: 11
Coding region: 118-1452 (444 amino acids)
Biological process (GO): alternative mRNA splicing, via spliceosome
Cellular component (GO): nucleus; cytoplasm
Source: RefSeq, a predicted model, not a curated record
CGGCGGCGGCGCAAGAGGAGGCGCGUCCACGCCGCGGCUCCGGCUCCGGCUCCGGCUCCGUGGGGCGGCACUCUCGGCCGAGGCGGCGGCCCCGGGCCCCAGAGCCAGCUUACAAAAAUGGGACGUCGUUCAUCAGAUACUGAAGAAGAGAGUAGAAGUAAGAGGAAAAAAAAGCAUAGAAGAAGAUCAUCUUCAAGUAGUUCUUCAGAGAGUAGAACCUUCAGCCGUAAGAAGACAGGAAGGAAAUCAAGGUCCAAGUCAAGAUCUUGGUCUAGAGAUCUCCAGCCUCGCUCACAUUCUUAUGAUAGAAGACGCAGGCACCGUUCCAGUAGUAGCUCUUCUUAUGGAUCUAGAAGAAAACGAAGUCGGAGUAGAUCGAGGGGCCGAGGAAAAUCCUAUAGAUCUCAGAGAUCAAGGUCAAAAAGUAGAACGAGAAGGUCAAGAUCAAGACCUCGUCCACGGUCCCAUAGUCGAAGUAGUGAAAGAUCUAGCCAUCGACGAACUCGUAGCCGAUCUCGAGAACGAGAGCGUCGUAAAGGGCGAGAGAAAGAGAAGAGAGAGAAGGAACGAGAGAGGGGGAAGGAGAAGGAAUUGCACAGCGCCAAGCGUGGGGAUUCUGGAAACAUCAAAGCUGGAUUAGAACAUCUGCCACCUGCUGAGCAAGCCAAAGCUAGACUGCAACUGGUCCUCGAAGCUGCUGCUAAAGCUGAUGAAGCCCUGAAAGCAAAAGAGCGAAGUGAAGAAGAAGCAAAAAGAAGAAAGGUAGAAGACCAAGCCACCCUCGGGGAGCAAGUGAAGCGAGUCAAAGAAAUCGAGGCGAUCGAAAGUGACUGCUUCAUCCAGCAGACCUUCCGAUCGAGCAAAGAAGUCAGGAAGCAGGUGCCGGCCCUCCGUGUGCCCAGUGCCAGGCCUGGAAACGAGCAACAUCCUGCCUCCCAGGAGCUCCUGACCAGAUGGGAGAUGGGUACAGAUGCAGCCCUGGAGCCGCAAUGGAGCACCAGCGAGGAGCAGGCGGCCAGGGAAGAUCCUGUCCGCACGUCAGGGAAGGAGGAAUGGAGAGAGGCCAUCUGGUCUGAGCGCCAGGCAUCCCAGAGAAAGGGGGAGACCAGACGCACCCCUGCCCAGUGCCCAGCAGCGAGAGAUGAUCCACAGACUGACCCGAGACCCGUGUGGCCAGAGCACAAAGGGCACAACACUCGGCACAUGAAUGAACCCACUGACCCCAGCGAAGGGAAGCAGGAGCCGGUCGCUUCGGGAACAGUGACUGCAGAUCCACCGCAUGUCGAAAAAGAAAUCGAGCCCAGCAGCAUCCCGACUGCUAUCAAGUACCAGGAUGAUAAUUCUCUAGCCCACCCCAACCUGUUUAUCGAGAAGGCCGAAGCCGAGGAAAAGUGGUUCAAGAGAUUAAUUGCUCUGCGACAAGAACGACUGAUGGGUAGUCCAGUUGCCUGACUAACACAGGAUUGAUUUCACUAUAACAAUGAAAUUAAAGUUUGGGGGGACACCAGAGUGAAAGAUGCGUGUGCUUGUGUGUGUGUGCUGAUGUUAUUUGACGAGCUCAAUAAAGUGGCCGUUUUAGCCCAUUUUCUCCUCCUUGCUUUUUCCUGCUCAAUUAGGCAGGAGUGUUACAGAUUGUUUCUGCAGUAGAAAUAUCAGAAAUUUGGGGGUUGUCUGAGAAGGCUGAAGCUGUAGUGGCUAGAGAGUUGAAGUCGGGCUCCCCCAGCUCCCGAUGGGGCCGCCUUUCUGCCCUCGGGCUCCUCGCCAAAGAAGUUUCAUAAGUUGCAGAGCAGCUGUCCGCUGCAUCAGUGGGAAAUUUUCUGUCUAAUCAGAUGGCUGGACCCAAAACAAGAACAUACAGCUGUCCUAAAAAUAGCCGGGGUCCAGCUGCAAGUCCAGUGUCAAAAUAUAGUUAGCAAGUGUUCGGAAAAUGGCGAGUAAGACUUUGGGUGUGAUUUUUUUUAAUUUGUUAAUUUUUUUUUCAUUUUAAUUUGUAAAAUUUAAUUUGUUUAAUUUGUUACAAAAAGUAUAGCCCUCUCCAUUCCCUUUCUACCUUCCCCUAAAAAACGUCAGUAAAACUGCCCAGUAGAGUGAUUGUGAUUAACAGUUCUCUGGGUGAGGGUUUUUAAGAGAGAGGAUGUGAAUGAAUUACACAUUUCUAGGAAUCAUUGUAAACUCUAAACACAAGGCUUCACAGCGCAUCUAGUUGGAAAAUUCUUAAUUCUUUGUUUUAACCAAUAACCUUUGCAGUCAUAGACAAAAGGGGGGGAAAUCAUUUCUUUGAAAAAAAUCUACACAUAUGCAAAGUAUUAAGUUUUAUGUAUGGAAGGAAAGGCAUGUUUAGUAAAAACAUUUUUAAAUAGUCAGAAAUUUUGUUUGCUACUAUUUAGAAACUGACUCUUACUGGAGGCUUCCUUGAAAGCCAGUAGCAUAAGACAUUUUCUCCUGUAGCCAGAAUUCCAGAAAUCAUGUCUAACAGAGAGGAAGAACUCCCAGAAUCUCAGGAUUGAAAGGGGUGUCAGAAGCCAUGUAGUCUGCCCCGUGUCUAAACGAGUAUUCUCUCUCUGUAGCACGCACAAGUCAUCAUCCAACCUUUGCGGGAAGACCUGGAUCAAUAUUGGAUCCCAUUGCACGUCCUGAUGCACCUGCGAUCGAGCUGUGAUUGUAGAUAGAUUUAAGCCAAAGGCAGAGCACUUGGCAGUAGGUCUUCUUGAUUGACUUUGUUUUACUUGUGUGGAUUGUUAAGCCAAAUGGUUUCAAGUGCUUUUGAGUCUCAGCACAAGGUCACCUACAAAUAGGGGCAUCCAGGCCCUUGGCCGCUCACUAGGAAUAACCCUCCUGUUGGACUCAGUGCUAGACAUCCUGCAUGACCGCGCCGCAAGGCCGCUCUGGGACCCUGUGUUCUCCCUGGCCUUCCUCAUCUUAUAUGAGCAACCAGAAGGGGAUCAAAGUUGCCUCUCGCUGUUACAUGUGAUUUCAGUGUAUGUGCAAUAGAUAUUGUGAAUUGAAAAGGAGAUUGUGCUUUAUUGAAUCAAUUUUUUUUAAAUGUGUGUGUGUGUGUGUGUGUGUGUGUAUAACUUCCAGAUUACAUGGAUGUAAAUAACACCAUAGAUGUAUAUAUAUGUGCAUGUAUAUCCAAAUAUACCAGGGUGACUGCAGAAAUGUGGUCUGCUUAAAAUUGUACAUGUGAACUUUUCCUGCUCUUGUCUUAUAUUCUUCUCAACUCCAAGGGCGGUAUAGUUUUAGGAGGAUUUUGUAGCUAUUGAUGUCAGCCUUUUUUGGUAAUGUGGUGUCCAUGAUUUUUCCCACUUAUUCCUUCUCUUUCCCUCUCUUGGAUUUCUUAAAAGAGCAAUUUCUCAGUGUCCUCAAAAUGGCACCGACUCAAAAGCAGCCUGCUCUCGUGCAUAUUUGCUCUAGUAUGUCUGCUUUUCCCAUCUUUGCGUUUUUUUUUUUUUUUUAAGUGUUAUUUCUGCUUCCUCAUAUAUCGCAUCAGAUCCCCGAUGUUGGAGUCCCAAGAUGGUUUGUUACAGAACUCUUGGCGUGUCUUUUACAUUUCUCUCUGCUUAUUGUUUCUGUUCCAGUUUUUGCUCUAAAUAGCUAAGUGACCUAGUGAGUAGAGGGCGGACUUGGAAGUAGGACCUGAGUUCAAAUUCUGCCUCAGGCCAGGACUAGCCGUGACCCUGAAGAAGACACUUCCACUCUUAUGGCCUCAGUUUCCUUCACCGGAAAAUAAGGAUCAUAAUUGUCCCUGAGUGCCAUGGUUGUUGUGAGAAUCACAUGAGAUGAUAUAGAUACAAUACUUUACAAACCAUAAAGUGCUUUAUAGAUAUGAGAUUAUUAUUAAUUUCUUGGGAAAAUUUGGCUUAGUUGGGUCCCAAGAUAAGCUUUCCUCAAAAUCACAUUUCUAUUCACUGCUUCUCAUUUUGUGAGAUGAUAAUGCUCAAAAGUUUCUACAGUCCCCCUCUUUGACCUAUAGAGCGAAGGCGUCUAUAAUGUAAAUUCAUGCUGUCUUUGGCCAGUAUGUCCAAGUUGCUUCUUAGAGUCAUUUGUCCUUCUCAACGUGACCAUUGACAAUAUGCUAAUUCCUUAAUAAAUGGUACAGGUUCAUGGCAAUAUCUGUUCCUUGAUCCACUUUCCAUUUGUUGGAAACAAAAACUUUUUUUUCUUCCCAAAGCAGACAGGAUUAAAUGAUUGACCAAGGUCACACAACUAGUAAGUGUUAAGUAUCUGAGGUUAAAUUUUAAUUCACGUCCUUCUGAGUGCAGGGCCAGCACUCUCUCCACUCCACCUAGCUACGCCAGCAAUCACUUUUGUUAAUAAGUCAACUUGCUCCCUUUCUUUCUCUUGUUUCUGACAAUUUGGCAUCAUUUCUGACUUUUACUGUAUAACUUUUGCUGGAAUAACUGCACUGAGGGAACGGAUUGAGAAGUUACUCCAGAGUAGUUUUCAUUGGGAUGGUGUUAUUCCAUGCCCGCCAUGUCUGGUCCCUCCCGUGAUUCACUGGCACGAGGCUCCACGCCAAGACUUUGGUCACUUUAAUUCAUGAGCCAUAUUUCCUAGCAAGUUUUUAACCACCUUUCUCCUAAAUCUUAGCAUUUGAAGUCACCAAAGAGUGAAGUAUCUGUUGAUUUCAUUUGGAGGGCUCUGCUGACAUCCUUAACCUUUGCAGCAGAUGUGUGUGAGCAACAACAAAAAAUCCAAGAUCCACCUCUUGUCUGCUAACUUUAUGUACAUAAAACUCGUCAAAAUUAAUAGGAUUUCAGGUUCACAGGGCAGCCAAGUGUGCCAUGUUGUCAACGUUGUAAGGGUAAGAUGAGCUGAUAAUUGCAGAGCACAAUGCCUGGCACAAAACAAACACUAUCGAAAUGUUAGCUAUUGUCAUGUUUUUAUUAUUAUCAUUAUUAUCCUUCAGUUCCUCCAGUAAUAUUUCAAGUUAUUGGUCACUGGACAAAGACAUCGUAUUUAAUGCAACACUGUUAAAUUGACAUUUCCAGAUUGUCUGAAAACUGUAUAAUUCUUAGCAACUUCUACUUUAUGAUCUUCCAAAGUUAAUGGACAGUUUUGUAUUUUUCCUUGUUUCGUGGAUCACCAUAACCAAAGAAUUCUUCCGCUAGUGGCCAGGCUAUGUAUGGGCAGUGAGGCUCUGUACUAUUAGCUAAGCCGAUCCUUUGGCAGCGGAAUCUCUCUCUCUAACCAGAAUUCUUUCCUGAAUGCUAGAAACUGCCAUGAGAGCGACCCUUUGAGAGCUGAGGCUCUACUUUCUGUGAUGAGGUGCUAAAGAAAGGAGGGUCGUUGUUGCUGUAAAUAUCUGUGAUUGACAAUGAGAAACUGUGAGAAGUUGGCGCUCAGCUGCAGAAAGAAGCAUCUUAUUAUUAUUGUGUGUCCACUGUAUGCCUGCCGGGACUCCCAGUUUGAAUAACAACUGGUAGUCUUCUGUAUCUAGAUUUGCUGUCACAACUUGCAAGUGUUCUCCAUUUUGAGUGUAUUUUGGAAAAUGAACUCUUUGAGGAUGUUAUAUUUUUUUUUUGCUAAAAUACAAAUAAAAACACCAACUUUGAAUUCA